Arabidopsis arenosa is the source of this 1227-nucleotide messenger RNA. Lineage: Eukaryota; Viridiplantae; Streptophyta; Magnoliopsida; Brassicales; Brassicaceae. The record is from the annotation of a GenBank genome assembly.
GUUACUCUUGCAGGAGAGGUUUUUCAUGACGCUGAAAUGGAAUUCUCAAAAACUCCUCCCUUUGAUGAUGAUGACAACCUCAGCAGCGACAAUCGUUCUGUUGAAAAUGACUCUCCUUGCUGCGCCAGAAGUGUCUUCAACGUUAAUCAUGCUGCUGUAGAUUAUGAUGAAAACGAGCCUCACACACCGCCUCUGACUGGACCAUACAAGAGAAGAAGAGUAACUAAGGCAAUCAGCACUGGAGUUGAAGUUGACUAUAUGGAGGAAACACCCAAAAGAAAAGAUAACUCGGUAGACCACUGGGAAAGCCAUGUACCUGAUUGUGAGAACAUCACUGAAGCAACCCAGUAUAAGGAUGUACUAGUUCUUGUUAAGUGUGGUGACCGUGAUCUUCCUUUUAAAUUGCGAGAGAAAGAACGCAUUGAUCGAUUCCGAGUCGUGGCUACUGAAUUGUCUUUACAAGAAAUUCACACUCUUCCGUCUCUUCCGUCGUUACCUUCACACUCUCAAAUGCAAGAUUAUACGAACAAAGGCCAAGCUGGGACCUCUUCUUCUUGUGAUGGAAGUGUCACCGUAGCUAUUACUCCAAUGGCGUCGUCUCAAGUGGAUGGUAAAGCUGUUGAGGUAUAUUCAAGCACAGAGACAUUACCUGAUGAUCCUUGUGCCAUUCAAGACAGAAGAACAGUUGUGUCUCUUCAAGAUGAGACAGAAGAAGAAGAUAAUGGCAGUGGAGAUGAAGAUAAUUGGCUCACCAAAAAGAAAAAGAAGUCACAGGCUAUUACCGGAAGUUUUAGUGACAGCUUGACAAAGUUUAGGACUAAAGCAUGGCGUAGAGCUACAUCCGGACUAAAGGAAGCUAAAGCGGAAGCAUAUAGUAAACAGAAAUUUACAUGUUGGGACUUUUCAGGUGACGUGACACAGAUCAUGAAAAGUUGGGGUUUUAAAGAUGGUUUGGGUUUAGGAAGACUAAACCAAGGCCGCAGAGACAUUAUUCAGCCCAUCCCUCUCCCUUAUGAUGUGAUUAGACAAGGACUUGGGUAUAGUUGUAAUUACAUCCGGCGUGAAAGAGAAGACCUACUAAAGCAGGACGCAAAAUAUAGGGAAAACCGCUGCAAUGUUACGACGAUUUCGAGUGAUGGUUUUGCUGAUGUCCGCCAGGAAAUCCAGAGAAAGAAGAGAUGAAGAGGGCUGUCUCCCAGGAUUAGAGAAUAAUAGUCUGCCUUUAAA